This is a messenger RNA of Rhineura floridana, 9361 nucleotides long. It is a transcript of the gene NUP210, whose product is annotated as nucleoporin 210. Lineage: Eukaryota; Metazoa; Chordata; Lepidosauria; Squamata; Rhineuridae. The coding region runs from base 377 to 6028 and encodes 1883 amino acids. The transcript has 40 exons. The record is from RefSeq and is a predicted model, not a curated record. Gene Ontology annotation, cellular component: nuclear pore.
GCGGCCGGCAGGUGAUAUCAGCUUGGCACCUGCCGUUGCUUCUCUCCCCUCUUGCGGCUAAGGGCCUUCCUUCCCCGCCUUCAGCGUCCGGUCCUUAGAGCAGGAUCUUUGCCUUUUGCCCGCGCUGUGACGUCCCUCGAAUAGCAGCUCAAGGCGGGUGAUUCCUGUGAGGAGGUUGGUGCAGACGCUGCUGCUGCUAUAGCAGCUACUACAGCUCCAGCAGCAGCCGCUUCCCUUUUCCUUUGGUUCAGGAAGGGCUUAGAGCGGGUCAGUGGCAGGGCGCGCGUUCGCUCGAAGAAGUGCGCCCUGGUUCCCAGAGAGCGGCGGGACUCUUUUCCCUUGGCCUGGCAAAGCCCCACCCCAUCUUCCAGGCACAAUGGCACCCGCAACCCCUGCGCAUUGGGCGACGCUUUGGCUCCUUCUCCUCCUCCACCUCCCCUUUGCAGUGGUGCCUUCCAAGCUGAAUAUUCCCAAAGUAUUGUUGCCGUUCACCCGAAGCACCAAGAUCAACUUCACCCUGGAAGCAAGCGAGGGCUGCUACCACUGGUCUUCUACGAGACCAGAGGUUGCCAGCAUAGAAGCUAUAGAGCAAGACAACCAUCAGUGUUCACAGAAGGCUAUUGUCCAGGCCCGAUCAUCACAAGUAACGCGCCUUACAAGUAUUAUUUUGGCUGAAGAUAUUUUAAGUGGCCAAGUUCUUCGCUGCGAUGCUAUAGUUGACAUUAUUCAUGAUGUUCACAUUGUGUCCACCACAAAAGAAUUGUAUCUAGAAGAUUCACCCCUGCAACUGAAAAUUCAAGCUUUGGAUUCUGAAGGAAACACUUUUAGCACUUUGGCUGGACUUGCUUUUGAGUGGACAAUCAUGAAAGGCCCAGAAACUAAUGGAUUCUCGGAUUCCCACAAUGCACUGCGUAUCCUGAAGUUCUCAGAAUCGACAUAUACACCACCUUCCUAUAUAUUAGAGAUGGAAAAAGUCGCCAAACAAGGAGACAUUGUUCUAGUAUCUGGCAUGAAAACAGGGAGUUCAAAAUUAAAAGCAAGAAUACAAGAAACAGUUUAUAAGAAUGUGCCUCCUGCUGAAGUCAGAUUGUUUAUUUUGGAAAACAUCAUUCUAAAUCCGGCUUAUGAUAUCUACCUUCUAGUAGGAAUGUCAGUGCAGUAUAAAGUUCAGAAAAUAAGACAAGGGAAGAUUACAGAAUUAAUGAUGCCUUCUGAUCAGUAUGAACUGCAGCUUCAGAACAACACACUCAGCCCUGGGGGAGAUCCAGCCUGGGCUGUUGCCAAAUUUGAUCAGGCAACAUCCACAGUUACUGCAUUGCAGCGGGGACAGACUAACAUUGUGCUUUGCCACAAAAGUGUUUCUAUGCAAGGUGCUUCCAAGUUACCAAAUGGCACCAUUUACAUUGUGGACCCAGGAUACUUAGGAUUUUCAAUUCAUCCUGCUGACAAGUGGGUCCUGGAAACAGAGAGGCUCUAUGAAAUCAUUGUUGAAGUGUAUGAUAAAUCAAGUAAUAAGGUGCAUUUAUCUGAAAAUCUCAGAAUUGAUAUGUACUUGUCAAAAGAAUACUUCAAGGUUCUUUGGUCCUCUCUGAAUGGUUCAUAUCAUCAUGUGAAAGCGAUAAAGGAGGGGCACAUCGUUAUUAGUGCGUCUUUAACAUCUAUAGUGGAUCAGGAUGGAGGUGUUCACACACUGCGUGUUCCUGUACAGAACCAGCAAGAAGUAGACAUUUAUGUCCGCAUUGCUCUUUCACCAAGCAUUUUGACAUUUCCAUGGCAGCCAAAAGCAGGAGCCUAUCAGUACACAAUAAAGGCUCAUGGUGGAAGUGGUAAUUUUACUUGGUCCUCAUCUAACCAAAAUGUUGCUACAGUAACGGUCAAGGGAGUAAUGACUACAGGAAAUGAGAUUGGUGUCAGUAUUAUACGUGCCAGUGACGUUCAGAAUUCAUUACAUUAUGGGGAAAUGAAGGUAUAUGUGACAGAACCUAGUGGCAUGGAGUUUGCACCCUGUCGAGUUGAGGCACGUGUGGGUGAAAUACUAGAGCUGCCUCUGAAGAUUAAUGGCCUAAUGAAAGAAGAAACCAGUCAGAUGGUCACCCUAAGUGAUUGUUCACAUUUUGAUUUAGUUGUCGAGGUUGAGAACCAUGGUGUAUUCAGUCCAUUUCAAGGGAGACUACAGCCAGCUCCUGACUACUGCAGUGGGGUCAGGGUAAAAGCUGAAGCCCAAGGAUAUACAGCACUUGUUGUUAGUUACACACAUGAACAUAUCCAUCUCAGUGCCAGUAUUACCAUAGCUGCCCAUCUGCCACUGAAAAGUGUUGAUCCCAGUUUUGCUGCCUUGGUAACUUUGGGCUCCUCUAAAGAUAUAUUAUUUGAAGGUGGACCCAGACCAUGGGUUCAAGAACCAUCCAAGUUCUUCAGGGACAUCAGUGCUGAAGAUCCAGACAAUGUUGGUUUAUCAUUACUAGGGCCACCUACAACUAGGAAUCCCUUCCAGCACAGGGUUAGAGCAUCUUGCAAAGCCCUGGGGGAACAAGUGAUUUCAUUAACAAUAGGAAACAAGCCCACUGUUACUAACCCCUUUCCGGCUAUUGAACCUGCUGUUAUGAAGCUGAUCUGUGCUACUCCCUCCAGGUUAACUUUGGCACCUGUAUAUGCAGAUCCUGAGCUAGGUCUCUCCUGUCCUUUUCUUCACCAAAGCAAGCAAGGGGUCCCUGUUUCAAAACACCGCAAUCCAGUAUUGGAGUUGGAGGUUUACGAUCAACAGGGACGUAAAUUUGACAAUUUUAGUUCCCUUAGUAUUAUCUGGGAAUCAACAAAAUAUUCAUUAGCCAGCAUAGAGGCCAAUAUGUCAAUGGAGCUGUCUUUGAAAGAUCGUGGAAAUGGUCAGAAGAUAAUGCAUGGUUUGCAAACUGUUUUAGUUCAUCACAAACCUGGAACAACAACUAUAUCUGCUACUGCUGCUAAAUAUCAACAUUUUCAUCUUACUGCUGCUGAAGUGAAUAAAGUGUAUGAACACCUUACACCUGUAUCUGCAACUAUUGAGCUAAUACUUGUAGAAGAUGUAAAAGUGAGUCCUAAAGAACUUACUGUCUAUAAUCAUCAGGCUGUCAAGGCUGAACUGCUUAUAAAGGAGGGCUCUGGAUAUUUUUUUAUUAACACCACUGUUCACAACAUUGCAAAAGUGGCUUAUGAAGAAGCUCAAGGUGUUGCUGUGGUAUAUCCUUUACAUCCAGGGGCACUGUCUUUAAUGGUUCACGAUCUGUGUCUUGCAUCUUCUGCUCUUGCUAAAGCUGAAGUGUAUGUGUCUGAUAUACAAGGAGUAUAUGUUGGAGUUAUUGACAAGGUAGAAAUUGGCAAAAAAGUUACUGCUUAUGUCAGAGUGCUGGAUGCUUCUAAGAAAUACUUUCCGGCUAAAUACUUCGCCUUCAUGGACUUAAAUCUACGGGCAGCAUCUCCUAUUAUUUCCUUGAAACCUCUCAGUGAAGCCUCUGAUGAAUACACUGCUGCCUUUCUCGUUCAUGGAGUGACCAUAGGUCAAACCAGUCUUACAGCAGUUGUCACUGACAGAUAUGGAGAGAGAAUCAGUUCAGCUUCACAGCAGAUUGAAGUCUUUCCUCCUUUUAGACUGAUGCCAAGAAAAGUAACCUUGCUCAUAGGUGCAGUAAUUCAAAUUACCUCUGAGGGAGGACCACAACCUCAGUCCAACAUAAUAUUCUCCAUCAACGAGACCAAUAUUGCCUCCAUCAACAGCAGUGGCCUAGUAACAGGACUGUCAUUUGGCAACAGUACUGUAACAGGAAUGGUUCAAGCUGUUAAUGCAGAUACUGGCAAAGUUGUGGUUGUAUCCCAGGAUAAAGUUGAAGUUGAGGUAAUUCAACUUGAGGCUGUUAGAAUCCACGCACCCAUUACACGAAUGAAAACUGGCACUCAGAUGCCAGUGUAUGUGAUGGGCAUCACAAGCAAUCAAACUCCUUUUUCAUUUGGCAAUGCAAUGCCCGGGUUAACAUUUUAUUGGUCUGUCACUAAAAGGGAUAUCCUGGAUGUCAAAUCAAGAUUCAGUGAGGCUUCUCUUCAGCUUUCCCCCCAAUAUAACUUUGCUGUGGAUGUUUAUAGUAGAGGGAAAGGAAGAACAGGGUUGAAGGUUGUUGUGAAAGCCCUUGAUCCUUCAGCUGGACAGUUUUCCCACAUGACAAAAGAACUGUCAGAUGAAAUCCAAAUACAGGUAUUUGAGAAACUAGUUAUUCUGGGGGUAGAAGUAGGACAGAUCCUAAUGUCACCAAACUCAUUUUUUAAAGUACAAACAAACAGGGACAGAGUUGCUUCUCUAAGUUACCAUGUACUGGAUGGUCAAGAUAGAGUAGCUGUGGUACAGAUUGAUGAGAGAGGCCUCCUUAAUUCUAAAUCCCUGAUAGGACUGUCAACAAUACAAGUGAUUUCACAAGAGCCGUUUGGAAUAAACCAGACCCUUACUGUCACUGUCAAGGUGGCUCCCAUUUCCUACAUGAGAAUAUCCAUGAAGCCAAUUUUCCACACACAAAACCAUCCGACAUUAUUGGCAUUACCUUUGGGUCUGACUUUGACCUUGACCAUCUGCUUCCAUGACAGCUUUGGAGAUACUUUCCAUUCACAAAAUUCUGUGCUUGGCUUUGCAAUCAACAGAGAUGAUUUUAUACAGGUAGGGAAAGGAGUCUCCAACAACACGUUAAUAAUCCGAACAAUGAAUGUAGGACUAAGCUUGCUUAAAGUUUGGGAUGCAGAGAACAGCAUCAUUGCAGAUUAUGUGCCUCUUCCUGUGCAAAAUGCCAUCUAUCCUGAGCUCAGAGAUAUUAUCAAAGGCGAUGUCAUUUGUUUCACUACCUCACUAGUAAACCAAGAAGGUUUGUCAGGAACAUGGAGUUCUUCUUUAAAUAGUAUUCUUCAGAUUGAUCCAAAAACAGGAGUAGCUGUAGCAAGGAAUUCUGGAACUGCUACAAUAUAUUAUGACGUUCCUGGACUACUUAAGGCAUAUAGGGAGGUGUCAAUUAGUAUACCUCUAAGAAUUGUAGCAACACAUGGAAGUGGAAUGAAAACAAGCCUGCAGGACACUUUAACAUCAAAAGUUAUAGUUAAAAUUGGGCAUGGAAGCAAAAAUCUGAAAGGAGAAUGUUCACCUGCACAAAUUGAAGUAAUUGAAGAAAUGAGGCCCCAAUCUAGUAUCAGUUGCCAACUUCAUUUCAACAGUGAUGUAUUUGAUUUCCCACCCUCCGAAUUUUUUACAGCAGAAUCUGGGUUUGAUGUAGAUUCAGGGCAUUACACUUGUUCAAUCACAGUGCACAGACUUACUGACAAGCAGUUCAAGCAACUGAGCAUGAGCAAAACUGCUGUUGUUGUGAUAGCUUCAGUCCAAGGGAGCCACUUCUCAGAGUGGAUCAGUGCUGAAGUGCCAUUUAAUCCAGGAUUUUAUGUUAAUCAGACCGAAAUUAUUUUAAGUAAUCCAUUCAUAAGUUCUGAUGUAAAGAUUUUUGGAGCCACUGAAAUUCUUGCAAACCUUGUGGUGAAAUCUGGCUCACCUAUGGUGGUGGCCUUUGAAAAGGACAGAUCCUAUGGCUCAACCAGCUAUGUAACAUAUACUGUCAGCUUAUCUGAUCCAAGACUCGCAAGCAAAGGGUCUCUGUCCACUACACUAACUAUAUCCAGCACAGAGACUGACCAGUCUAUCACUAUCCCAGUGACAAUGAUUUAUGUAUCUGACAGACAUUUAUCAGUGAGACAUGAACCAAGCUUGUUUCAACACUUCCUUGAUUCCUAUCAAGCCAUGUUCUUCACACUUUUUGCACUGCUUGCAGGGAUGGCUGUUACGAUCAUAGUGCACUAUGCUGUUUUCUCACCAAAAGAACAGCACACUCACCCAGCUUUUGUCCCAAAGACAAGUCCUCAGCACAGACAGCGAUUUCCUGUUCCGUCUGCAACUUCUUUCAGUCCCACAUCUUCAAGCAGUGGUAAUGGCUCUCCCACCAGACUAUGGAGUCCUGGUUAUGCUUCACAUUAGACAGAGCUUUUUUUUCUUCACAAGGACUCUUGUUUGGAUUUUAAAGUACUAGUGCUUUUACUACUAAGUGAUUCAUUACCUGAUAGGAGUUUGUCAAAGCUUAGAGGUUUGCUCAGCUUACUGAAAAUCUUUGUCUAAAGAAGGCAAAAUAACUACUGUAUACAUUUUAAUGUUCUGUGUGUAUAUUAUUUCAGUGUAGUAGAAUCUGUUCCUCUGCAACCUGUCAUCAUCAGUAUUAUGGGGAAGAGGGGGAAUCGCUGGGUAAUGUCCAGUAUCUGUGUUGAGCUAGCUUUCCUUUGGUUUUUUGGGGUGUGUGUUUGGGGGGGGGAGUUGCAUACUUCAGUUAAUUCCAGCUGUACCUCCUAAUUGCCAGGAGAUGCAUUGCAUUUGUUCGUUUACAUCCUGUGGAAAUUGUAUUUUUAUAGUUUCAUAAUGAGGCUUAAUGCAAUUAAACAAUAGAAAUAUAGUAAAAUAAGCCAGAAUAUGAAGGAAUAUAAAGUUUUAGUUUGGUUGCUGAUUUUACUAAUUUAUUUUGAGACUCAGGAAUGAAUGUACUGCACUAAUACAUUUUCGCACUAUUUAGCCUUACAAAUCAUUUGAAUUUGCCAGUUUAGAAAGUAGUUAUGCAGGAAUAACUAUGAAUAGUUGUGCCUUUUUUGUGUAAUAAUUGUAGUAGGGUCUUCCUUCAUCUAUUAAUAGUCAGCAUGCACUUCACCAGUUCUGCUGCAAGUACAAAGACCCUCUGUGAUUUACUUGUAAAUGAAACUUUUUAUUAUAACUAUUAGAUGACUAUGCAGACAUUUUUUUUAAAAAAAAGUUUAUUUUAACCAGUUCUUUUUUUAAAAAAAAAGUUAUAUAAAAAAAUCUUUAUUAGUUCUUUGCAACUGUAUAAUACUGUACCUCAACAGAAAUUGGCCGCAUUCAGACAUCACACUGAACCACAGUUGAGCAUGACAAGAACAGAUUGCAGCAAUCCUUAAGAUCAUGUACUCCCCCAUCCCCACUCCAGCACAGCCACAAGAGGAGUCAUCCAAAUCCUAAAUUGUGGUUAAUGUUAACUAUUUUUUUUAAACUAGCCAGAUUAAUAAUCCAUGGUUUUAAAUUGGCUUGUUUCCGUAAACCAAAGCUAACUCCAGUUUGUCAGGUUUGGCAAAUGUGACAAGCUGUAAUGAAUCUAAACUAAACGAAAGCUUCCAAAUUUCUUAGGGGUAUAUGGGAGUGGGGAGCACACAAGCCCAAGGCUCACUGUGGUUUAUUGGCCAAGACUCAAAUGUGGCCAGUGAGUCAGCAUGUAUAUCUGUUAAUCUGUUACUGUAAUCUGGAUUAGGAUCCUUACACUUGAAGUGCUGCACAAGUGUGAAUGCCAUUGAAAUGUGAGUAGGGAUGGCACACAGCAGUUCAAUAACCACAAAGUGACUCCUAUAACAGUAACUUUUUUAUUUUUAUUGUGCUGCCUUUAAUGCUGUGAACCUCGUAUGUGCACAAAUAUAUACAUACCCUCAUUCUGUUGAAGUUAAUAUGAAGUUAUUCACUUUAGGCAGAACAAAAUUUCUUUUAAGAAUACACACCUCCAUGAUAUACGCAGUUGAUACAAUUAAUACUUUACCUAGGUAUGUACUCUGCACUAUUCUAAUAACUUAAUACUAUAUAUAUAGUAUAAAGUUGGACUGAAUUUACAUUUUAAAAGCCACCGGGUUUCUUCUGAAUUACAAACAUAAUUUCUUGUGGAAUUUCUUCCUUUUUUCCCAUAAUGGCUGCUGGGACCUGCAUGAUUCUAUGCAAUGGCUGCAACAACCAUAACUGUGGCUCUUCAGUGCCAUAACAGUAAGGAACUUGAAGUUAAAUCUGGAGAAAUUGUUUUGAAAUUCCAAUUUACCAGCUCAAAUCUUCACAAAUGCAUGGCUGUUCAGUAUUUAUUGGGCCAGAUAGUAGGUCACUGUGCAAAUGCAGUGUGGCUAAUCUGCCAAUAAAUUAGAAAGGUUAAGUUUUUGCAGAGCUUGACAAAAAAUUAAUGUGAUGUUUAAUCUUAGGAUAAACACAUUUCCUCAUUUGUAGUAUAAAAUACUGACUGACAUCGCAAUAGUGUCAGCCCACUUGCACAACAGAUUUCUGCUUAUGCAACAAGAGCUCCUUUCCCUUUCUCCUCCCAACUCCCAAUUGCUCUAAAAGUGUGCUCCAAAGAUCAGAUUGGUGGCGUUGGGGGGUACAAGGGGGGGGGGAAUUCUCUGGUGUGAAGUUGGAUAACACCCACUACCUGGUAUUGAAUUUGUAUCAUCAUAAACAUUUUCUUUUCAGCCAAAAUGUUAAAUAAUUGUUAAUAAUUAAUGGGGGAAGUUUAGAAUAGGAAAUUUUAUGAAUCUAAUUCUAACACUGUGACCAGGGCUGGCUCCAGGAAUGCCGGGGCCCUUGGGCAUCAGCUUGCCCUGGGCCCCGGUGUGUGUGGGCGUGUGCGUUCACAUUUGUGAACCCCCACCUACUUGUCUCCUGUCUUUUACUAUUGCCAUUAACCAAGAUGGCGGCUGCAGUUUCCCUAAGGGGAUGAAGCCACCGCCAUCUUUGUUGAUGGCACACAUGCGUGCUAUGCGCGUGUAUUUCUGCCAUCAACUAAAAUGGCAGCAGGGGCUUCAGUACCUUAGGGAAACCGUGGCUGCCAUCUUUGUUAAGGGCAACGGUAAAAGACAGCAGACAGGUAAGUGGGAGGAUGUGGGGGGCUGCGGAGCACAGAAGGGGAGCGGAGGGGUGGCUGAGGGGCCCCCUGUAGCUCCAGGGGCCGUCGGGCCAGUGCCCAACCUGGCCGCCCUUUAGAACCGGCCCCGACUGUGACUGUGAACAAUCUUUAUUGUGAUUCUAAAAAAUGUUAAUGAAGAUAUUUCAUAGAAAAUUUGAAAGUUAUACAAAGAUCCUGUGACAAAGUUAUGUUUGUAUAUUGAAAUACAAAGUUUUUACUUGGUUUUUUAUCAUUUAUUUGCCUGGUGCUUGAGAAAUAAAGAUGGGCUUUUAACAAGUAUGUAUUGUUUGAAAAUGAUGAAAUAUAAACAUUUAACUUUAAACAUUCUUGUCAUAUAUUACAAUGAGGGGGAUGUAUAAACUGGCAAUAAGAGAAGGGAGAACAUGAAACAAAAGGGUCUGGAAAAAUAGCAGGGUCUUCACAUUACCUGUCUUUGUACAAUUCUCAUGUCCUUUUUUGGUUUAUUCACCCAUCUGUCUAAGGAGUAUUCUUUACAUCUGGGCACAGCAUUUCCUUUUAAUUCAAAGGCAACUACUGGGUUCAUUGGGGUGGAGAGGCUCCCUACUAUUUUAGGAAUAUCUUUCAAGUAAGGUAGUUAGUGAUAU